AUGCCGGAGACAUCCAUCUUGCUCAAGCCUGCGCCCUACCACGUGCUCUCUUAUGGCACGUUGUUGGGGACGACCUUUUUCCAUUCAUUCGUCAAUGGCGUCGUCCAGUUCAAGACUCUGCCCCGGCCUCAGUUUUCCGCCUUGCAGGCCAGGCUGUUCCCAAUCUACUUUGGCAUCCAGUCGGCCGUGCCGCUGGUUCUCGCCAUCACGUACCCUGGCGGCGGUCCCAAUCACGACUCUGCGGGCAUCACGGGGCUGCUCCAGACCAGCAACCGCUGGGGUUUCCUCGUACCCAUUGCCACCAUUUGUGCGACCGGCCUUGUGAAUUUGCUGGUGCUCCUGCCAGCUACCACAAAGGUCAUGGCCGAGAGAUAUAGCCAGGAACGAAAAGAUGGCAAGAAAAGCUACGACUCGGCUCCACACUCGCAAGAGAUGCUGGCCCUCAACAAGAAGUUUGGCAAGCUGCACGGCAUCUCGACGUUGUUGAACCUGACAUCGUUCAUCAUGGCCGUCGUCUAUGGUGUGGCCCUGUCCGGGCGCAUUGUGUAA
This is a messenger RNA of Sporothrix brasiliensis 5110, 549 nucleotides long. RefSeq lists its product as uncharacterized. Lineage: Eukaryota; Fungi; Ascomycota; Sordariomycetes; Ophiostomatales; Ophiostomataceae. The record is from RefSeq and is a predicted model, not a curated record. The transcript has 4 exons. Bases 1 to 549 code for a protein of 182 amino acids.